GUGAGCUCGCCGUCUCAGGCAACCAAGGCCAAUGCUCUCCUUUCCUUCCGUUUCAGAUCACUCGUCGCCGACGAUCCCUAUUCAGACGGUGCCGGUAUCGAAGCUCUCCCAUAGACCGGACAUUGUAAUCCUCCUCGCAAGCUCAUCCAAGCCAGAGACGCGAGACUGCCUGUAUUUAAGGUGACCAACCCCAGCAUCUGUCCGGUUUCGUUGCCUUACCUCCCUGCCACACACCUCGGCUGCAACUGCACAAUCCAAUCCUGCAAUACACAUAAGUGCAUAUCGCUCAACUCAUACGCAAGCAAGCAAGUAGCACACAGCUCUGCACGCAUUCAAUUUCGACAAUGCAGGCAGCCACAACCCUCAGUAAGCGCCUGGCUCUCUCCUCGCAGCUCGGAGCAGGCACAAGCGCGAGAGCCCAGCGCCGAACAACGAACACCUCCGCUUCUCUGAUCGCUAUUGCAGCCGCAGCGCGCCGUUAUCGCCCAUCGUCAUUCAUGAUGCCGACCUCGAAAGGUCCGGCAUCAGCGUCCGCAUCGGCAUCGACGGCAGCGACGUCGCUCCUCAACCUGCGCCCAAAACCGGUGCACUCGAUCACCGCGCCCGUAUCUGCACACCGCAUCACGCACGCGCCGAGCUUCUCUGCGCUCGUCAGCCGCGCCAACAACACCGUCGCGGGGCACGAUUCGCUGACACAAACAAGGCACCGGCAAAACCCACUCCGCCGCGGCGGCGCCGUCGCAGCCUCCGGACAAAGCAGAUCGCAAGCGAGCGCUGCGGGGGCCGUCUGCGCAGCUGUUGUCGCGGCUGCUAUCACUACCGAGCUGCAAUGGUAAACGGCAUCGUUCUGCCAAUGAUGCAUUAUAUCACCACAAAUCACUUAUGUGCAUGUGCUCCGCGUAUCUCCGCAUGUAACAUGGCCAGCAUUAC
Tilletiaria anomala UBC 951 is the source of this 930-nucleotide messenger RNA. RefSeq lists its product as uncharacterized. The record is from RefSeq and is a predicted model, not a curated record. The transcript has 2 exons. Bases 345 to 836 code for a protein of 163 amino acids. NCBI's taxonomy places the organism in Eukaryota, Fungi, Basidiomycota, Exobasidiomycetes, Georgefischeriales, Tilletiariaceae.